Molecule: messenger RNA, 5013 nt
Organism: Patiria miniata (bat star)
Lineage: Eukaryota; Metazoa; Echinodermata; Asteroidea; Valvatida; Asterinidae
Gene: lca5
Product: lebercilin-like protein
Exons: 9
Coding region: 221-3298 (1025 amino acids)
Biological process (GO): intraciliary transport
Cellular component (GO): axoneme
Source: RefSeq, a predicted model, not a curated record
AUCUCCAUAGCAAGUAAACAGCGUAUGGCACGCAUGCCAAUCUGCGAUCACUGCGAAGGUCUAGAUUGAAUUUUGACGUCUUGAAAAACCCAAUAUUUUUUGAAUUUAACAGUGAAUUCUGCCGCUGAUGCUCUAAAAGAGAGUACCGAGAUUCUACAAAACAUAAAUCAAAACCAGUAGCAGAAGGGUGGAGCUAUUGUCGUCCAGUUAAACAGGAGGUAUGACUGCAGUGAAUGACAAUGACUCCUUCUUCGACUCGGACGGCGAGCAUGACAACCAGAAAGCUGACAGCCCAUACUUGAAAGGAGCCUACGACCGUAGGGGCGACAGCCCAGCUACGCAGCGAGUCGCCAAAAACAAAUCUCUGACCCCAUCAACCUCAGGCAACUUCUCGGCCAAGUCGUCAGACUCGAUCAUGUCCGAGAAACGCGGUACCAAGUCAUACAGGUACGAUGAUUCACCAUCGCGAUCACGGUCACGGUCGCAAACACCGUCGCCGUAUAGGAGCCCGCUCCCACGCUCGCCUGCGUACUCGGACUCGUUCAACUCGGAAGACUCGGACCAGGAUUCUCGCAAGGCGUCGCCAGAGAGGACUAAGAAAGAAACGAGCGCAAAGCCCAGAGGAAGGGCCAGGGGAGGGUAUAGCAGCACUUCAUCCAACCGGUUCAACAGCGGGACUAGUCAAGACAGUCGGACGACAUUCAAGGGCUAUGGAGGGAGCUCAAAUUAUGGCAAGACCAACAACCGAACAAAGAAAGCUUUUCAGAAAACUCCGAUUAAGAAACCUGCGGCAGCCAACAACACGAACAAACGCUCCAACAGCAUCGCCAGUAGUCAAGCCUCGCCACGCAAUGCUGGCAACGAGGUCACGCGACGCAUGCUGUCGGCGAAAGGCCACACCAUCAGCCGGCUGCGCAACGAGUUCAACCAGCUGCAGCAGCAGCACGACGAGACGCUGCAGGAGAACAAGCUGCUGAAGGCACUGCAGCGACGGCAGGAGAGGGCGCUGGCAAAGUUUGACAACGAGGAGAGCGAGCUGCCGCAGCUGCUGAAGAAACACAGCGCUGAGCUGGACAGCAUGCGACGACGAAUUCGCAAGUAUCAGGAGCAUGAAAGGGACAAAGACCGGCGCAUGAAGGACAAAGACGAGCGGUUACUGCGUACAGAAGACGAACUAAAAAGCCUCAGUGCCGUCGCCGAAGACAAGGGCCUCCUGGAACGCCACGAGCUCCAGAAGCGAGUGGACCGGCUCAAGACGAAACUGGAAAACCGGGACAAGAAGAUCGAGGAGCAGGAGAGAUACGUGGAGCACAUGAAGAAGAACCAGCGGCAUGAGCUGCGCGAGAGGCAGGGACGUGAGGAGGAACUGAAGGGUAGGAUGGGAAGUCUGGAGAGAGAGAACGAACGACUGCAGAUGCAACUCAGGGAGAAAGAAAAGGAACUGGAAGUGCGUAACAUCUACAGCAACCGCCUGAUCAAGCCGCCUGGCAAACUCCGGUACAACCUCUCCCCGACCAGCCUCAAGCCUGUCAUGCUGAGCAAAGCGACCUCCACGGUUGACCAGCCGAAGCUGCCGCACCCUCCCCCUCCCGACAGGCAACCACGGGAUCGAUCAGCCGAGGAACUCAGGCGGCGGGAGGAAACAAACGCCAGGGUCAAGUCCCCGAAGGAUGUAACACCAAAGAAAGAGGAUAAGAUAGAAUCGGAGAAACCCAAAUGGGAAGAACCGAAACAGGAAGAACCAAAGUCCAAAGAACCGAAACAGGAGCUCUCGGAGCACGAGAAGAUCCUACGGGACCUGGACAUGGGAUGGGAGAAACGGGACGGUGGGGAAGGGACGCAGAGGCAAGAGGAGGAAAGGCGGAGACAAGAGGAGGCGGACAAGAGGAAGAAGCAAGAGGAGGAGCGACAGUGGCAGUUGGCAGAGAGGCUUCGGCGGGAGGAGGAGGAGGAGAGAUGGAGGAGACAUGAGAAGGAAGAAGCUGAGGCAAAGAAGAAACGAGAAGAGGAAGAAAAGCCUUCCGUUUACCAAAGGCCCAGUUUCCUUGGUUCCAAGAAAGACGCCCCUACCUCCCAGUACAAACCAAGUUUCUUGGGCUCAAGUCCUUCUACAAAAUCCAAAUUCUCCUUCUCAAAACAAAAUGACGACUCAGCCACUUACAAGCCCAGUUUUUUAAAUACUUCAAACAAACCGGACCACCAAAACCCAAAUCAAACUUCAGCAAACACAACUCAAAGCACACACGAAACAACACCAAGUUCUUUCAAUUUAAGUUCAAAUCCAAAAUCAAAAAAGGUCGAUGAAGAUGACGAUUUCUUUGAGACUCAGCCCCCAAGUUCAGAUCUUCCAGCGUGGCUGAGGGGCGGUUCCGACACCACAAAAGUGCAGGAGAGAGAAAGGAAGAAAAAAGAAGUCCUUCAGGAUACCAGCUACUCGCCCCAUUUCGACAACUCACCAGGGGAUGAUGCUGAAGAAAACAUUCCCUUCUUUGGAUCCAAGCCAACCGAGGCGCAGAAACCCCCCACUACCAAGACCCCGCCCUAUGCUGUCAACAGCGUCCGAGAUCUACAAAAGUACUCACGUGGCGACAUCAGCGGCUCCCCGAAACGGGGCAGAGACGAGGGGGGAACGUUUGGGCAGAAUCAAGCUAACAACGCUGAUCAGGAGAAGGAGGCUGAGCGUUUGGCCGAGGAGCGUCGCAAGAAGGACCUCCUCCUGGCCCGGAUGCGAGAUAUUGACGACGGCAAGAAGCCUGACUCGGGCAAGAGCCACAAGAACUACAAUUUCAGCAAGCCUGUGGAGAACCUCCACAACGGGAUCCCCUCUCACCCGGAUGAGGCGGCCCCGACAAAAGCAAAGAAGGACGAUGCGCUGGCGUUUGGAAGCUACGCGCCGACCUUCACCAGCAGCAAGGCUGCCCAGAAACCCAAGAAGAAGUCCUUCUUUGAUGACGAGGAUGAUGAGGGUGAUCCGUUCUCGAAGCCGACACCGGCCGCCUCGCAACCUGACAAGAGAGCCCACCUCAUGGCGACUGUCUUCUGCGACAGCCCAAGCGAGGAGAAAUCAACCAAGUCCUCAUUUGGCGACGACAAGAAUGUCUUCACCUCCUCGACCAAGGCGAAGCCUGUCUCCUACCCGUGGGAGAAAAAGGUUGAAAUUGGGGGAGGGGCGAAUGCCACAAACCCAGCAGUGGCAAAUGGCGUCAAAGACAAGGGUCCCCCAGCAUCAAAAGCCGCCAUGAAUAUGUCUCACGAUAGCCUGGAUGAUAUUGACGACAUAGAAGAAGUGAUUCUCUGAAAAUCUUGUAUUCCUUUCACUUUUUAGAUGUACAGACCUUGUGUAAAUAUUAUACUAUUUAUGAAUAUAUUUUAUCCAAAGCUGUAUGUAAAAGUGUAAAAAUGAGAAAGAUUGACAAGCAUAUCAAUCAUCUUGAAUAGCACAAACUUCUCUGUAGCUCUUAUUUUGAGAAACAAUCAUGCUUUGCAAUCGAUUCAUAUCUUAACAGCAUUACUACAGCAGUAAGAAAUCAUGUGUUCUGCAAAGUGCAAAUAUUUUUUUUAAUUGCUGGACUUGAAAAAAAAAAAGAUUAUCUUUGCUGCAGUUGUGAAAAAGGGUGGAGAAUGGUUUUCUAGGAAACAGAUUAGGAAGAAAGGGAUAUUUGCGUGAAUUUUUGUCCAACUGUUGAGAAUUUUGGAAGAAUUAAGUUAAUUGGCUGUACAGCGCCCUCUAGUGGUGAUAUUGGCAGUAGUGGCAGGCUUUCCAACCAGCAUCCAAUCACACAAUCUGUAAUUUAAUUGAGUCUGUUGUGUGUGUACCUCAUUUGUUCUGGUGAAAUGAUGUGUUUUAUGGUUAAAUGUUCUGUGCUCUUUAUAGCACAUCAAAGAACAAAGCGCUUCUGCAGUAUUUGUUUUUCUACAGUAAUGCAUCAAACAUUGAAGGAAACUUUGGUGUCAAUAGACCAGGAGUUGUCCCUCCACAAUAUUUGGUAGAAAGUUUGCAGGAACUCUACCUAUCCUUGAACCGGGACAGCAUUUUCAGUGUUAUUUAUUUUUAUUUUGGUGUUUUUUGUGCUUUCUUUUCACUUUCUGGUCCAGAGUUACUGAAAUAGACAACAGAGAAAAAUGUGAAUUUGUGUUAAACUUUAUUUGAAACCACGUACAUUGUACUAUAUCAUGUUAUAUGGAAUUGUCAUCUCUGGAUGAGUUCGCUUUCAGUCUGUACUUUUAGGACACCUAAGUUGUGAACUAACUAUUUUGGUCAUGCAUAUUCACAAGAUAGGAAGUACAUAUGUAAACUACAUGUAAUCACUUUUGUCAAAUGGCACUAGACCCAGUACAUUUCACUUCUUGACUCUAAUUUUGAAAAGUUCUGUAUGUUUUUCACUCUUCGAGUACUUCACCAAGACACAUGCAAAGCUUACCAGAUAAAGAACACUCAAUUUUAGUGCUAGACUAAAAUCACAGAUCCUAGUACAAAGUUGGUUCUGUAGCUAGCCACCAAUAGCACAUAAUACACAGAAUUCUCGAAAUUUUAUCAAAAUACAUUCCUUCUGCUUUCAAAAUAUAAACAUGUAUGUAAAAAUUCAGUGUUAAUUCUGCAGGAAAAACCUUGAUAAUCAACCAACAGCUGAGAAACCAGUGUGCACUGGGUUGGAUUCGAACCCGAGUUACCAGAGAUGGAUGGCAAGAUAUACUGCAUUCCUCAUAGGAAGUUCUGAAUUGUGUCAAUUUGUCAUUUUAUGGAAGCGUCAUAAACUCUGAAUGGAUUCUGCUUUGCACAACACAGCAGAGAGGGUUACAAAAUUGUUUGACGUAUUUAUUUUGCAACUACUUUUUGUCAUCUUGAGAUAAAAAAGAAAUCCAGUACUUAACUAUACAACCUUGUCCACCAUUUUCAGUCUGAAUUUAUCAAUGUUGUAUUGUCAACUAAAUAGUACUGAAGCUGAACAAUGUACAAGAAUAUUUUGUACUUCAAACAGCACUGCUUUGAAAUAAAGACAAAUAAACAUGAAA